This is a messenger RNA of Gracilinanus agilis (Agile Gracile Mouse Opossum), 2652 nucleotides long. RefSeq names its product cytoplasmic polyadenylation element binding protein 3 (gene CPEB3). The coding region runs from base 424 to 2652 and encodes 742 amino acids. Gene Ontology annotation, cellular component: neuron projection; cytoplasm; synapse. Gene Ontology annotation, biological process: negative regulation of cytoplasmic translation. The record is from RefSeq and is a predicted model, not a curated record. Gene Ontology annotation, molecular function: translation factor activity, RNA binding; ribosome binding; mRNA regulatory element binding translation repressor activity. The transcript is spliced from 11 exons. Lineage: Eukaryota; Metazoa; Chordata; Mammalia; Didelphimorphia; Didelphidae.
UCCUGUUUAAAAAAAAAAUAAUUCUAGGUCCGACUGUCAGAGAUCCUUUUAGCUUUCCUUCCUAAAUUAACCUUGCAAAUCAGUUCUCCUUCUUUCCCCCAUCCUCAAUUCGUCUUCGCAGCUAAUGAUGUAAGCUGGUUGGCAUCUAACGAAAUCACGGUACAACUGCUUUCUCCUUGAAUCCUUUGCCUUUCGCUUGGUGAACUCUCCUCCUUUCCUGCCAGCGUGCCGGGGGCCGGCAAGGCGCUGGCCAGAGACUCCAGUCCCCACAGUUCCUCGGGUGCGCAUGCCCUCUAGUUUUCCAGUUGUCAAAGUGCUUUUGCCGGAGCAGUCAGAUUAUCAGCCCGGGAGAAGAAAAAUAAACACUGUACACUUUAAUUUUUAUCGAUCCCUUAAAGCUGGACACUCAAAGCUGCGCAAACCAUGCAGGAUGAUUUACUGAUGGACAAAAGCAAAACCCAGCCCCGGCAGCAGCAGCAGCAGCAACAACAGCAGCCGCAGCAGCAGCAGCAGCCGCAGCAGCAGCCGCAGCAAGAGCCAAACGCAGCGGAAGCCUCUUCCACGCCCCUCUCCUCAGAGACCCCCAAGCCGGAGGACAGCAGCCCAGUGACGAGUCUCAAUCCAACAGCAGCGGCGGCGGCGGCUUCUUCGACAGCCCCCAACAGCAAGGAGAAGAUGCAGAUGGAAUCUCCGCUCCUGCCCGGCUUGAGCUUCCAUCAACCUCCGCAGCAGGAGCCAGCCGGGGCGCCGGGCACGUCCUUGUCCCCUUCCUUCGGGAGCACCUGGUCGACGGGCACCACGAACGCCGUGGAGGACAGUUUUUUCCAAGGGAUCACCCCCGUCAAUGGGACCAUGCUUUUUCAGAAUUUCCCCCACCACGUCAACCCGGUCUUCGGAGGCACCUUCUCCCCUCAGAUCGGCCUAGCGCAGGCUCAGCACCACCAACAGCAGCAGCCGCCACCGCCUCCACCACCACCGGCUCCGCAGCCGCAGCCACCGCCGCCGCCGCCUCAGCAGCAGCAGCAGCCACCGCCGCCGCAGCCCCAGCCGCCGCCGCCGGCACAGCCGCAGGCGCAGCCGCAAGCGCAGCCGCAGGCACAGCAACAGCAGCGCAGGUCACCGGUGAGCCCCAACCAGGCGUCCUACCCCCAAAGAAACGCCGCGGCUUACAGCCAUCAACCCAUUAUGACCAGCAAGCCGUCCUCGGCCUCGGCCUCCUCUUCCUCCUCCAGCUGGAACAAUCACCAGAACGCCGCCUGGAGCACCCCUUCCAAUCCCUGGGGCGGGUUGCAAGCCGGCAGGGACCCUCGCCGGGCUGUAGGCGUAGGGGUCGGAGUCGGGGUUGGCGUGCCGUCUCCACUUAAUCCCAUCUCCCCCCUCAAAAAACCUUUCUCCAGCAAUGUGAUUGCGCCUCCGAAGUUCCCCCGGGCGGCCCCUCUCACCUCCAAAUCCUGGAUGGAGGAUAACGCUUUUCGGACCGAUAAUGGUAACAAUCUGUUGCCAUUUCAGGACCGGAAUAGGCCCUAUGACACAUUUAACUUGCACUCUUUGGAGAACUCUUUAAUGGAUAUGAUAAGGACUGAUCAUGAGCCUCUGAAAGGUAAACACUACCCUCCCAGUGGCCCACCAAUGAGUUUCGCUGAUAUUAUGUGGAGGAAUCAUUUUGCAGGACGCAUGGGAAUAAAUUUCCAUCACCCAGGAACAGAUAACAUUAUGGCACUUAACACCAGGAGCUAUGGGCGGAGACGAGGUCGGUCUUCUCUCUUUCCCUUUGAAGAUGCCUUUCUAGAAGACAGCCAUGGUGACCAGUCCUUAUCAUCAGGCCUGAGCUCUCCAACUCGCUGUCAGAAUGGUGAAAGAGUGGAACGUUAUUCUAGAAAGGUGUUUGUUGGAGGCCUCCCUCCUGACAUCGAUGAAGAUGAGAUUACUGCCAGCUUUCGUAGGUUUGGACCUCUUGUGGUGGACUGGCCUCACAAAGCUGAAAGCAAGUCAUAUUUUCCACCUAAAGGAUAUGCCUUUCUGCUGUUCCAGGAAGAAAGCUCAGUACAAGCUUUGAUAGAUGCCUGUCUAGAAGAAGAUGGUAAACUUUACCUAUGUGUGUCAAGUCCCACCAUAAAAGAUAAACCGGUGCAAAUUCGACCAUGGAACCUAAGUGACAGUGACUUUGUAAUGGAUGGCUCUCAGCCUUUGGACCCCAGAAAAACUAUCUUUGUUGGGGGAGUUCCACGACCCCUUCGAGCUGUUGAAUUGGCAAUGAUUAUGGACCGUCUUUAUGGGGGCGUCUGCUAUGCUGGUAUUGAUACAGACCCAGAACUGAAGUACCCAAAAGGUGCCGGCAGAGUGGCUUUCUCCAAUCAGCAAAGUUAUAUUGCUGCUAUCAGUGCACGAUUCGUGCAGCUUCAACACAACGACAUUGACAAACGGGUGGAAGUGAAGCCAUACGUGCUGGAUGAUCAGAUGUGCGAUGAAUGCCAGGGCACCCGCUGCGGUGGCAAGUUCGCUCCCUUUUUCUGUGCCAACGUCACCUGUCUGCAGUAUUACUGUGAAUACUGCUGGGCCAGCAUCCACUCCCGGGCCGGGCGGGAGUUCCACAAGCCACUGGUGAAGGAGGGGGGAGACCGCCCCCGCCACGUCCCCUUCCGCUGGAGCUGA